AUGUCUUGUGAGCAGACCGAAAGCGUCAUUAAGAAAAUAAUUCGCGAAAUCGGACAAGAAUGCGCCGCCCGGGGACACACUGUUUCUGAAACCUUGGUGGCGUUCAUGGUGAAAGCUGCUGUUUUAGAUCCAAGAAAUGACUUUAAUGUGGAUCAACUCACAAAAACAGAUGUGCAAAAUCUUACCCAGCUCUGUGUUACCAGGCUGCUUGACACCACAAACCCAUCCUUGAGCACAAUUAAGAUGCAAGUUUACUUUGAUAUGAACUAUGCAAACCGAGCUGAAUUACUCAGUGAGCAGCACCGUGUUCUGGAGGAAAGGCUGGCUCCUGUGGUCAGAGAUAUCACAGACAGUUGUCCUCGUGUGCAAGAAGAAAUGGAGAAUGUGUAUCGAAAGAUCAUUAGCUACGUGCUCCUGAGCUCUGGCCUGGGAUCCCCAACAGAUAUUGAGGUUGUCAGGGAGGUAACAGCUGCCCUGCAGAGUGUAUUCCCCCAGACAGAGAUGAUUGCUUUCACCUCACUCAGUAAGAAGAACAAAGAGGAACAGCUGAAAAAUCUUGCCAUGCUAGUCACAGGAAUUCGGUUGUACAACAAGGAAUGCAGGAAAGGAGGAAGCAGCAUUGAUGACUUGCCAGCCAUUCUGAAUGAAGCCAUUCCAUCAGCUACACGGACUGUCGAUGAAGGUCUUAAUACUUGCCAUACGCUAGCCCACCAAUACGCAGCUCUCUUGGAAUCCAUGCAGGAAGACCAACACAGAUACACACAGCUUAGUUCUUUUAAAUUAAAAGAAGCACUGUUCAAUGUGAGACAAUAUGAGGCCUUCCUUUGCAUCCUUCUGUCUGAUGCAAUUACAAGUGCUCAAGAAGUUGAAAAGAUGAAUGUGCAGUUUGCAGCAACAAUGGAGCAGUUGAAAAACACAGUGCAGAAUAGGGUUUCCAUAGAUACCAAAGAAGUUUUUCCUCUCUUUGUUGCACUUUCUAACCUCUGGACCGGCUUUCAGGAUGAGAGACUACUGCUAAGCUUCCUCACAAAUAUGACUAACAGUCUCCAACAGUUCUCGGAAAUCCAAUCACAGCUUUUUCCUGAGGAAGUGCUAACGUCUCUUCUGGAAGGAGUGACUGUGAAAAGUGAUGAGGAAAGGAUAAGAGAAACCAUGGGAACCAGAGUGGAUGUUUCUGAUUUCAAGAACCAAGAAUGGCUUUUUCCAGAGACUACUGAUAAUUUUGACCAGUUGCUAAUCCAGUACCAUGGUUUCUGUGCACAUGCAAUUGGUGUGAAAGGCCUCACCCUCCCAGGAAAUCCUGCUAUUGGAAUUUUGAAGCACAGGGAGAGAUGUUAUGUUUUCAGUUCCAAAGAAGCUGCAUACAUCUUUGCUCAAGAUCCAGAUAAGUUCAUUCAACUGAAUGUAGAAAAAGCAAAAGAACAUGCAGAGCUAAUUCAACUGCUCGAGCUUUGUCAUCAGUUUGAGUACCUUGCUCCGUAUGCACAGGUCAGAAAUGCAGACAAAUGUUUGAUGAAACCAACCACAAAAUGUGACAGUAGUACUCAAACUGAUACUCAUAUUUUGCCUCCAACUAUUGUGACGUCCUAUGAAUGGAAUGAAUGGGAACUGAGAAGAAAAGCUAUAAAAUUGGCUAAUUUGCGCCGCAAAUUAACUCAUGCCAUGCAGACUGAUCUCAGUCAUAUGAGAAGAGAGAACUCCACCCAAGUGUACUUGCCGAAAGAUGUUAGCACCCAGACUAAGCGUGACAACUCAAGCAAUGUACCCAGGCCACAGAUUUUCUUGGAAGGUCUCCGAGGAGGAUCAUCUCAUACUACUCGUAUGGUCAAAGUAGACUUAACAAGAGCAGUAGAUGAAACCUAA
Molecule: messenger RNA, 1863 nt
Organism: Fulmarus glacialis (Northern fulmar)
Lineage: Eukaryota; Metazoa; Chordata; Aves; Procellariiformes; Procellariidae
Gene: CFAP206
Product: chromosome unknown open reading frame, human C6orf165
Exons: 12
Coding region: 1-1863 (620 amino acids)
Biological process (GO): regulation of flagellated sperm motility; regulation of cilium beat frequency; sperm axoneme assembly
Cellular component (GO): axoneme; ciliary basal body
Source: RefSeq, a predicted model, not a curated record